This is a messenger RNA of Brassicogethes aeneus, 830 nucleotides long. Lineage: Eukaryota; Metazoa; Arthropoda; Insecta; Coleoptera; Nitidulidae. The record is from the annotation of a GenBank genome assembly.
AUGCAUAGUAAUCGAGAUAAACGUGGUUUUUCGUUAUAUUUGUUGUACUUUAAUAAAGUAACUUUAUAACUAUUUUACAAGUUUUAAAUUACAAUAUGCCGGGUUGUGCUGUAGCAGGCUGCAGAAAUUUUAACAAAAACACUAAAGGCAGCGACAUAAAAUAUUUUCGAUUUCCGAAAAACGGAGAUAUGGCAGCGCAGUGGGUGAAUGCGUGCAAGAGAAAGGAUAAAAUUAAUUUAAAAAACGCUUGCAUUUGUUCCGUGCACUUUGCCGAAGGUUGUUCUGAAAUACCAUUAAGACAAAGAAUGCUGCAGUAUUGUCCGAAAAAUAGCCGCCACUUAAAACCAGAUGCAAUACCGACAUUGCGUCUUCCUGGUACUUCGAAAGCAACAGAUGAAACCAAUUGUUCUUUGAGGUUAGAAAAAAUAGAGUGUAAAGAAGAAUACAUGGAUAUUACUAUUAAAGACGAACCAUUAACUUCUGUUGCCACAACAUCUACUCCCUCAAUAUUUAACAAAGAUAACAAUUUGUUAAACAAAAAAAUAAAAACUUUGGAGGAAGAAAACGUUAAAUUAAAACAAGAAGUUGAAGAUGCAAAGAAUGUAACAAUAAAAAGGUAUGAGGACGCAUUGGCCCAAGUAUUUACCCCGGGACAGAUAGAAAAACUACUGAAUCCAAACAAGGAAAUUGAUUGGACUUCGGAGGAAAUAGCUUCAGCUAUUUCCCUGUACAGUGUGAGUCCUCUAGCAUAUAGGUAUCUCAUACUAGCUCACAACUAUCCACUGCCAGAAAUUUUGACUUUGAGGAAUAUAAUUUUCAAUUUAAAGUGA